This is a messenger RNA of Synchiropus splendidus (mandarinfish), 2057 nucleotides long. Its product is annotated as cyclic nucleotide-gated olfactory channel-like. Lineage: Eukaryota; Metazoa; Chordata; Actinopteri; Syngnathiformes; Callionymidae. Bases 39 to 2057 code for a protein of 672 amino acids. Gene Ontology annotation, molecular function: intracellularly cGMP-activated cation channel activity; intracellularly cAMP-activated cation channel activity; protein-containing complex binding. The transcript is spliced from 11 exons. Gene Ontology annotation, biological process: monoatomic cation transmembrane transport. Gene Ontology annotation, cellular component: intracellular cyclic nucleotide activated cation channel complex; plasma membrane. The record is from RefSeq and is a predicted model, not a curated record.
CCAGACCGGGACCGCAAGGACUCAGGGCACCCUUCAGCAUGACAGACACAGUGCCACACAGACUGUCGGUGAAGACCUGGACUGAGGAGGAGAGUGACCAAGCGGACAGCAGGGGCCAGUCUGUGUGUGAUGACACGUCUUUGGAGCUCCAGAGGAUGGCUGAUGACAGGAGAGAGGGAAACUCCCAGAACUCCCUGCGUGGUCGCGGAGCACUGUUCAGGAUUGUGAACAUGGUAGUGACUUUGAGAGAAUGGGCUCAGAAGAGUUUGGCAGAAGAGACAGAGCGGCCGGACUCCUUCCUGGAGCGAUUCCGAGGCCCCGCCCACAUGGACGUUGAGGCCCCACCGAGCAGAUUCAGCCACACCCAAAACGAUUCCGAAACUGGCAAUGAAACGAGACGUCAGCGACGCACGAGGAGGAAGUGCAAGAUGGCCAUCCUGUCACCGUCUGAUAAUUCUUACUACCACUGGCUGAUGGUGAUCGGUCCGGCUGUGUUCUACAACUGGACCAUGCUGGUGGUCAGGGCCUGUUUCGAUGAACUGCAGAUGAGAAGCGUGCUGGUGUGGCCGGUGCUGGACUACUUCUGCGAUGGAGUCUAUGUCCUAGACAUAGCAGUUCGUCUCCACACAGGCUUCCUGGAUCAGGGCUUGAUGGUGAAAGAUGCGCAGCGCCUCAGGGAGACCUACGUCCGCACGCUGCAGUGUAAGCUGGACAUCUGCUCCAUCCUGCCCACUGACCUGCUCUACCUGGUCGUCGGACAGGGCUACACUCCUCUCCUUCGAUUCAACCGCCUGCUGCGGCUCUCGCGCCUCUUUGAGUUCUUCGAGCGAACAGAAACAAGGACGGGCUACCCCAACGCCUUCCGCAUCUGUAAGCUGGUCCUCUACAUCCUGGUCAUCAUUCACUGGAAUGCUUGCGGGUACUACAGCUUCUCCAAAGUCCUGGGCCUGGGAUCGGACUCCUGGGUUUACCCCAACAGCUCGGACCCAGAGUUUGGCUCCCUGACCAGGAGCUACAUCUACUGCCUGUACUGGUCCACCCUGACGCUGACCACCAUCGGAGAGACGCCUCCGCCAGAGAGGGACGAGGAGUACCUCUUUCUCAUCUUUGACUUUCUGAUCGGGGUUCUGAUUUUCGCCUCCAUCGUCGGGAACGUGGGCUCCAUGAUCUCCAACAUGAAUGCGAACAGAGCUUCCUUUCAGACCAAGGUGGAUGCUCUGAAGCACUACAUGCACUUCAGACACGUCAGCAAGGCCCUUGAGCAGCGUGUCAUACGCUGGUUUGACUACCUUUGGACCAAUCAGAAGACAGUGGAUGAGCAGGAAGUGCUGAGGAGUUUGCCCAGCAAGCUGAGAGCAGAGAUCGCCAUCAACGUCCACCUGGACACACUCAAGAAGGUGCGUAUUUUCCAGGACUGUGAGUCGGGCCUCCUGGUGGAGCUGGUGCUGAAGCUUCGACCACAAGUUUUCAGUCCUGGAGACUACAUCUGCAGGAAGGGCGAUGUGGGAAAAGAGAUGUACAUCAUCAAAGAAGGCCAUCUGGCUGUGGUGGCGGAGGACGGCUUCACCCAGCUGGCGGUGCUGACGGCAGGAAGCUGCUUCGGAGAGAUCAGCAUUCUGAACAUCUCCGGCAGCAAGAUGGGGAACCGGCGCACGGCCAACAUUCGCAGUCUGGGCUACUCCGACCUCUUCUGCCUCUCCAAGCAGGACCUAAUGGAAGCGCUGCAAGAGUUUCCCCACGCCAGAGCGCAGCUGGAGCAGAGGGGGCGGGACAUCCUGCAGAAGGAAGGGCUCCUUGAAGAAGUGGAUGUGUCUGCAGGGGAGGAACUGGAGGAGAAGGUGGAGCGACUGGAGAGCAGUCUGGAUCGGCUGCAGACAUGUUUGGCUCGUCUCCAGUCCGAGUUCGGCUCAUCACAGCAGAGAAUGAAACAGCGAGUCACAACUCUGGAGCAGAGGCUCGGUGCAGCCGCCACAGGAAGUGGCUUCCUCUCGGAUAAUGAUGGUGUGGAGAGCGUCUGUGGCGACGGUGUCCGCAGUCAAAUCAACAUCCGACUUUGA